Molecule: messenger RNA, 1287 nt
Organism: Paramecium tetraurelia
Lineage: Eukaryota; Ciliophora; Oligohymenophorea; Peniculida; Parameciidae
Exons: 6
Biological process (GO): protein phosphorylation; intracellular signal transduction
Cellular component (GO): cytoplasm; nucleus
Molecular function (GO): MAP kinase activity; ATP binding
Source: RefSeq, a predicted model, not a curated record
AUGCAAGAAGGUCAGAAACUAUAGAAAUUGUCUACUCUUCCCAAGAAUUUUUCAGAUUGGCAAGUUGGAGAUGAUUAUGAAAUCAUUAAGCAAAUAGGUUCUGGAUCUUAUGGACAAGUUGUAGAAGCCUUACAAAAAUCUACAAACAAGAAGGUAGCAAUUAAAAGAUUGACUGGAAUAUUUGACGAUGAGAUUGAUUGUAAAAGAAUUCUUAGAGAAAUCAGUAUUCUUAGAGAAUUAAAACAUCAAAACCUGAUUUAAAUUAUUGAGAUUUUAGAGCCAAGUGAUCCUAAAUUCGACACAAUUUACGUUGUGAUGGAAUAUGCACAAAGUGACUUAAAAAAGUUAUUCAAAUCACCAAUACACUUAUAGUUUUUACAUAUAUAAACUAUAAUUUACAACAUAUGUGUUGGUCUUAAAUAUUUGCAUUCAGCCAAAGUAUUGCAUAGAGAUUUGAAGCCAGCCAAUGUGCUUUUGAAUGAAGAUUGCACUGUCAAAAUAUGCGAUUUUGGACUGGCUAGAAGUGUGCAAGGAAUCGAUGCCUCUGAUUAAGCAUUGGAAGAAGAAAUAGCUAGACAGCAAGAGGAACCAAAAAAGAAGGAUGAUAAAAAAGGGCCUAGAAUGCUACAAAAACAAAACAAAUUGAAUGCAAAGGCAGUUAAGAGAGAAUUAACAGGUCACGUUGUAACUCGUUGGUAUAGAGCCCCUGAAGUGAUCUUAUUGGAGAAAGAUUAUACUGCAGCCAUAGAUGUUUGGUCGGUAGGUUGUAUCUUUGCAGAAUUAUUAAAUAUGAUGAAGGAGAAUGCCCCAACAUUUUUAGACAGAGCUCCUCUAUUUCCAGGAACAAGUUGUUUUCCUUUGAGCCCAGAAAGAAGUGCAAUUGCCAAAAAGGGUGGAUUCCCAUACUCUAAUACCGAUUAAUUGACAGUUAUUUUCUCUGUUCUUGGAACUCCAGGAGAAAAGGAUAUGGAUUUUGUAACUGACAAAAAAGCUAUUGAAUAUUUGAAGAGUUUCCCCAAGAAACCUAAAGUGGGCUUUGCUGAUAUUUUCCCUGGUGCUCCUCCUGAAGCAUUGGAUUUUUUAGAUAAAUGCUUAUAAUUUAGUCCAAAGUUAAGAAUAACUCUUGAUCAAGCUAUUGAGCAUCCUAUGCUUUAGAAAGUAAGAGAUAAAAAAAAGGAAAUAGUUGCUCCAGGACCAAUCAUCUUAGAUUUUGAAUAAGAAGGAGAGUUACAAAUUCCAAGACUGAGAGAAUUAUUUUUAAGAGAAAUUUCAAAAUAUAAACGUUGA